Molecule: messenger RNA, 4095 nt
Organism: Acipenser ruthenus (sterlet)
Lineage: Eukaryota; Metazoa; Chordata; Actinopteri; Acipenseriformes; Acipenseridae
Product: acetyl-coenzyme A thioesterase
Exons: 15
Coding region: 402-2177 (591 amino acids)
Cellular component (GO): extracellular exosome
Molecular function (GO): acetyl-CoA hydrolase activity; lipid binding
Source: RefSeq, a predicted model, not a curated record
AAGAAAUGACCUUUACCUGUCAUGCAAUCAACGACCAAAAUGCCUUAUAGCACUGCAGCAAUAGACACAUUCAGAACACAGCAACCUUAAGAAGCCAGGAGAAUAUCUCAGUCCUUCAGCAGCUACCCUUGUCUCUGUACUAUUGAUCCCGGUUGAUCAGAGAGACAUUGCAAAGGCACAGGAACCUGUACUUGUGCAGUAACAAGAGGAGCACACAGCCAGAGCUUACGCACUCGGCUCACAUUGCUGAGUCUGGAGGUUAUGAUAUAUGAUCUAGUGCCUGUUAAUGUUCUGAACAGGAGCCAUCUUUCCAGAGGGAUAGUUUAUUGACCCCUGUGCACGGCAACAAUAAAGAUAAGCCGGCAUACCGACACUGCAGAGAGCUCAGAGACAGGACAAGCAUGAACCCCGACUCCUCUGUUCUCAAUGGAACCGUGGAUAUUGUGAACGAAGGGCAUCUCAACGGGACCGCAGGGGACUCGAGUGGAACAGAAGAGGGUAAAUCCUUUAACAUGAUGCCAGAGGUGGAGAUGUGCCAGUCUGUUCUACCCUGCCACGCUAACCACAAGGGCGGGCUGAGCGCUGGGCAGCUCCUGAAGUGGAUCGACAUCAUUGCGUGCCUGGCAGCGGAGAAGCAUGCUGGGCUGCCCUGUGUUACCGCGUCAAUAGACGAUAUCCAGUUUGAAGAGACUGUGAGGGUUGGACAGAUUAUCAACAUCAAAGCUAAAGUGAACAGAGCUUUCAAUACGAGCAUGGAGGUGGGAAUACGAGUUGUGGUGCAAGACGUCCUUACCGGGGUUCUGAAGAGAGUCUGUGUGGCCUAUUCCACAUUCGUAGCCAAACCAGUUGGAACCCAAAAGAUCCGUUUGAAGCCAGUAGAUUGUCUCACUACUGCAGAAGAUCACCUGGAAUACGCGCUGGCGUCAGAGAGGAGGAGGCUGAGACUAUACAAUGAAGAUGCCUUUACCAAAUUAAUGCAAGACGGCCACCUGCUCAAAGGCGAGUGGUUUUAUUUAUUUAAGCCUACUACCUCCCAGAUAUCAACAGAGAGAACUCGAGUGCAGAGCAUUGAGCUCGUGCUGCCGCCGCAUGCCAAUCACCAUGGCAACACUUUUGGUGGGCAAAUUAUGGCCUGGAUGGAGAACGCAGCCACUGUUGCAGCAAGUCGACUUUAUGGUACUUACCCAACACUGAAGUCUGUUGACAUGUUUAAAUUCAGAGGACCCUCCAGCGUUGGAGACCGGCUGGUGUUCAAAGCCAUAGUCAACAACACAUUUCAGAAAAGUUUGGAGGUGGGAGUACGUGUUGAAGCCUAUGACUGUGAGGAGUGGACUCAAGGGAAGGCCCGGCACAUAAACAGUGCUUUUUUAAUUUAUAAUGCCUCCAGUGACAAGGCCCACACGCAGACAUUCCCCAGUGUUAAAUACACAUCAAAGGAUGGACAGAGACGAUACCUGGCAGCGAUUGUCCGAAAGCGGAUUCGACUGGCCAGAAAGCAUAUCCUCUCUUCCAAAGAGGAAGGGCCACUCUCUGUUCCCUGGGACAAGAGUAACCAGGUGUAUCUGAGCUACAACAAUGUAGCUGCCCUCACAGUUUUGGCAGGCAAGCAUGGAUGGGAAGUAAACAGCUCCCAGCCGAAGAUUCGUGUUUACAUGAAUGAAGAGCUGGACACGUUGUCAGUGCAGGUGGAGAUGCACGUGAGGGUGUCGUCCCUUCAGGCUUUCUUUCUGCUUUCGGACCUCAGUCUCAGACCCUCCUGGGACAGACACUACUCGAGCUGUGAAGAAGUGCAGGUGGUAAACGAGGAUGAUAAACUCUAUCACAUUACAUGUCCAGCAGUCAACAAAGACAAGCCCAGAGACUUUGUGGUGCUGAUGUCCAGAAGACAGCCGUGCAAAGAGGGGGAUUCCUAUAUCGUAGCACUGAGGUCUGUGACUGUGGCUUCUGUGCCUCCCGAUCCAGAUUACACGAGAAGUGAAGUCCUGUGCGCAGGGUUCCUGAUUAGCGAUGCCAGCAGCGCCACCUGUAAGGUAUCUUACUACAAUCAAGUGACAUCUGGAGUCUUGCCAUACAUCGCUGGAAACCUGGCGGGAUGGUCAAAAUCCAUGGAAGAAACCGCAUCGUCGUGUAUUGAGUUUUUGGAAAAUGUUACGGAUCAAAAGAUUUGUGCAUUUUGAUUACAGAUUUUUGUGAAAAUACUCAGCACAAAUUGUCCCCUACCGUAGAUCAAACUUGAAGUGUGUUUUUGUACCAUAUAUUACGUAUGUCUGUGGUAAUGUUUUCUUCAGUGUAUAAGCAGUUCUUAUAAUUCCCACCUGUGCAAGAACAUGUAUAUAAACCCCCCUCCUGCUCCCUGCUGUCAGGAAACAUCAAGGGCAGUUCCAUCUGAGAUGUUUUGGAAUGAAGCCCAAAUAACAACUUAUUUUAAUUACCAGUCAUGUUUUUAAUACUUAAUUAGCUGUUUAUAAGUAGCUUAGUAACAAGUUAUAAAUUCUGUUCAGAUUGCUUGUUAAUAGUCAGGUAAUACUGUAUACAGUUACUUGAUUUUCUGACGAAGUGCGGUGAGAAUGUACAGUAAUAAUUAAGAUGCUGGUACGUUAGUUGUUAACAGCCUGAAAUGAACACCUUUUUCAUUUAUCUUGCACACGUAUGCCAACCAGGAAGGAAAUGCUGAACGACCUGCUUCGCAAACAUCUCAUUAUCAUCAUUUUCAACUGACCGACCUGGCCCAAUGCAAGCAAAUGAAAACUGACAACACUUUACUCUUAUCAAAUGGCAAGCAAGCAUUAUUCCAGUUUUAUAUUUUUACGUUGAGCACAAUAUUCAGACCAACUUGAUAAUUGGACCCCUCUAUCAGUCUCUGGGUCUAUUCGGACCAGUUACCUGAUGAAACCAUUUUACUCAGUACCUUUAAUACAGGAAUUCCACAGCAUAUACACAGUGAAAACCGGUUAAUAGAAUCAACCGCAUAUUGUAAUUAAAAAGAAAAGUGCAUUCCUCUGCUGUUAAACCAACAAAACCUGUUCUGUUUGGUCAAAUGGAAGGCAUCCACACAUGACCACACCAAGAGGUUUUCACUGUAUAAUACGGCACAGCUUAGCUUGAGAAACCAUGUAAUAUAUAACCAAAAUGCACAUUGUCAGAGGGCACCAUAAAAUCUGUGUAAAAAGUGUACAUGUAUAAUCAUCUUCCAAACAUUAUGUAGAGCAGCAACACAUUGUAUGUUAAUUAGUUAUGUGGCUGCAUUGUAAAUAACAUUACAUUUGUUACAAAAACGUCGUGUCUGUGUGUCAGUUAUUAAGGACAUUAAUUGAGUCAUCAUACACGUUAUUUUGCUUUUUAUUUUUGGUGCAGGAGCUGAUGAAUUGCUCCCAUGCAUACAGAAGCCUAUGUGGGGCAAACUUUGGAUUUAGUGUACAUAGACCUUCAAAAUGGAUCAUGAAAGCAAGAUUUGAAAAUAAAAUCUUUAUUGUAUUUACUGGUGAGAAUGUAUGCAAGAUUCAACUGUACCUGUUUAUAUUGCACAAUCAACAUGCUUGAAAAAUCAGCGUACCAUGUUGCUGGCAGACCAGCGUUAUGGCUCAGAGCUGUGCUCAGUAUGUGGUUUUAGAAAAGAACGUGACAUGCAUCACCCCAUUACUCUUCUGCUGUUGCAAGAUUUGUUUAAUGUGUACAGUUUAAUACGGAGCAUUAUCCUAAACAAAUAUGAAAAUGAACUGCCGAUUUUCACAAUAUAAUGAAUGGAUUAAAGUGAAGUCAGUUACACAUUAUUAUGCAGAUGAUGCUUCACGUUUUUUAAAUGGUUGAUAGUUUACAGCAUGUUGGUUGUAUUAAAAGGGUCAUUUCUAGAGGUUUGACGUGUUUGGGGCUGCAGACUGUCCUUAAAAUUGAAGCUGCCUCGCUUACAUUAUAUCAAUAGGUGCAAAUCAGGACUAAAAGCAUAAAGCAAGGUUUUACUUUUUGAGGUGAACAGUUUUAACUGCACUCUUCUGAUUAUGAUAAAUUCAAGCUUCACACGUUGAAUGGCCAAGACAUACCUUUGGUUAAAUACUGAUAGUUCCAGUUCUCUAGCUUAUUUGAAGCAUCUAAAGAAAA